AUGAGGCCGACCAUAGAUCCAUGGGAGGUGCGUCUUCUGGCCAAAGAUUCCCAAGAAACUUUUCCAACGCCGUCCAAAAUUGGUGGCCGUCCAUAUGAAUCUGCGCAGGCGGUUUCUAUGAAGAGACGUAGCCGACUUGACAUAAAAGGCGCCAGAUUUCCAGCCCAGAAAAAAUCAGGACUUCCCUCCUCACACUCCCGUGUGUCAUGGUUUCCAUCUCUUGUCUGCAGGCUUGAGGGUCUCCUGGCCACGGGUCCGCAGUACAAGCUCUGCGUCAACAAACAUGCUUCGCAGGACGGGCUCUGCGAUAUCAACUGUUCCCCGCAGGACGGGCUCUGCGAUACCAACUGUUCCCCGCAGGACGGGCUCUGCGAUACCAACUGUUCCCCGCAGGACGGGCUCUGCGACAUCAACUGUUCCUCGCAGGAGACCGCUGCGUUACCAAGUUCUCUGCAGGAGACCGCUGCAUCACCAAGUUCUCCGCAGGGGGAAGCUGCGACACCAAGGAACUCUAGCCAAGUGCGGGCACCUCUACGUGGUGCUAGGGACCAGUAUUCAACUCUCGCUCUGCAGUUGAAGAAGCCAAGACCUGCAUCUCCAUCCAUAGUUCACUUGGGUAGGCUUUGCUACGGGCGAAGAGACUGGCAGUAG
This is a messenger RNA of Penicillium verhagenii, 651 nucleotides long. RefSeq lists its product as uncharacterized. Lineage: Eukaryota; Fungi; Ascomycota; Eurotiomycetes; Eurotiales; Aspergillaceae. The transcript has a single exon. The record is from RefSeq and is a predicted model, not a curated record. Bases 1 to 651 code for a protein of 216 amino acids.